Molecule: messenger RNA, 1419 nt
Organism: Entrophospora sp. SA101
Lineage: Eukaryota; Fungi; Glomeromycota; Glomeromycetes; Entrophosporales; Entrophosporaceae
Source: the annotation of a GenBank genome assembly
AUGUUGACUUCUGCUCAUGAAACUGAGGAAGGAAUCCCAGUAGAUGAUCCUGAUUUUUUUACUUUGGACCGCAAGUGGUCUUUGUUAAAUUUUUUGCUAUUUCGACAACAAUGUACUGAUUUCCGUGCCGACAGAUGUGGAGAACACAACCGAUAUGUUCGUAGCCUCGCAAGUAUUAUCAGCUAUGAACAAGCAUCCACAGAAUUGAUUGAACGGGCUAGCGACGCGCUUAGUUUGAAGGAUUAUCCAAAAGAAAGCGAAACAGAAAUUGUUAAUACCGAGCAAAACUCAGAGGAAAGUGAUACAAAAGUGAUUAAUGCCAAACAAAAUUCAGAGGAAAAGGAUGAGGAAGAACAUACGAGAAGGUAUAAUCUUAGAAAACAAGAAAGAUUUAAUUAUGCUGAGAUCUCUGAUUCAGAUAUAUAUUAUUAUCAGACUUAUGAACGUGAAUUGAUGCCCUGCCCUAUAACUCGGAAUCCUUUAAUUAUAACACCAAACAAACCAAUUAUAACAAGAACAACCUACAAUCAAAUUUCAACGCAUAUAAUUUGUGCCUUCAACGCAACAGUACAUCUUGUUAAGGAAACAACAGAAAAGACUUUAUAUGAAGAAAUCGAAAAAUUUCUCAGGAUGAGAAACAAACUGAUUUUAAAAAGUUCAAUAACUAAAAAACUUGGUGUAAUCUUCCAGACAGAUUAUUCAGAAAUUAUUACGAAAACAAUGAUAGAGACAGAAAAUGAAAAAGAUAGCGAAACAAGCGAGGAAUCUAGGUUUCUUUUUUUUAUAAGGCACACCUUACUAGAUUUUGUUGCAAUGUUCAAGUAUCUAUCACCUAAGGUUUUAGUUCGGGAUAUGUCUGAAAGAUCAUACAUUGUUGAAUGCCUUUCGCCGAUUCUUCGUGCAUUCAGAAAUGCAUUUCCCAAUGUGAAAUAUGAGUGGAUUGAAAAGGAUGUCAAAUCAUUAAGAGAUGCGAGCAAUAUGUUUAUGAUUGAUGUGAGACCCCAAAAAGCUGAUCUGCUAGUUUUGAGGUUAACAGAUGCAACUGAAAUUUUAUAUAUUGAGGUGUCUGGGCCACCUUAUAAACCCAACAAAAAACAUACAGUCGGGGAUGCAAAAAAAUUACUCAUGAUAGCUAUUUGUAAUUUGUGCAGAAUACUUUCAAAUAACUUUGAUUGUCCAAUAGAUGAUGCCAAGAAAGUCAGGUCAUACAGUAUUCAAGCAAUUGGAGACCGGUUAACUCUGUUUGCCAUUUCCCUUGUUGAUAAAAAAAAAAAAACUUCAGAAAAAAUUCGUUCUUUCAUUCCUUCGGUUGGCGGUGAUAUUGAAGGUUUACGAGAAUGGAUACAUUUACCUGAUGAUGAUUUAACGCCUGCAACGGAAGAUGAUAUAGAUGAACUCUCUUUAUAUGGUACUCAAUAA